Messenger RNA from Diachasmimorpha longicaudata, 5036 nucleotides. It is a transcript of the gene ry, whose product is annotated as xanthine dehydrogenase. Gene Ontology annotation, molecular function: molybdopterin cofactor binding; molybdenum ion binding; 2 iron, 2 sulfur cluster binding. The transcript has 4 exons. The coding region runs from base 834 to 4934 and encodes 1366 amino acids. Lineage: Eukaryota; Metazoa; Arthropoda; Insecta; Hymenoptera; Braconidae. The record is from RefSeq and is a predicted model, not a curated record.
CCCCCACGAACAACGAUUUCAUUAAAAAACUGAAUACGUCAACAAGUAUUUGUUAUCUAAUUUCGAAAGCCUUCAGGGUCGCUUAUGAAAUAUGCGAUUCAUACGAUCAAUAUGCAAAGUAGUUUCACUCUAUACUGAGUAGCGAGCAGUUUUAACCCCACAGUCACUCAGGCGUAGGUUCAAAAUGUGAAAUGAUUAAAACAGUAAUGGAGUGCCAGAGAUUUUCGCAGACUGGAUUUUAAAUAAUUUAUUUCACGGAUUUGCAUAUAAUAACGAGGGAUUAAAGCACUAUUGAAACAUAUUUCUGAUCGUAUUAUUGUGGAUUACACGUGCGUCAUACUAUACUGUAUAUCCCCUCUCCCACGAUAACCCUACGAUCUUGAGCAUUCACUGUGCACAUCUCAGUGAUUGAUAAACUCUCGCGUUGCUGACACUCUCUCGCGAGGCCCGUGGUACUUCCACGCAUCUGUCGAUGAAUUUUUGAGAUUUUUCCUCGAGAGGAACGCAGCUUAAUUGGAUUAGGAAUUUCUGGGUAAGAGUGGGAAGCUAACGGAGCGAGAAGUCUGGUAGAAUUUGUCUCGGGAACGGGAGCUGUGACAUUUGAGAGUAGAAAGAUCUACUAGUGCUUGUUAUCACAGGGUUUUUAUGCUGUUAUCAGUUGCUAUUGCAGUUCGAGAGCUGAUUCUAAAAUUCAAUUGUUUUUGCGAGGAGGGAGAGUCAGGCACUUUUCACAUUCUUUUAGACGUCAGUAGAAAAUAAUAAUUAAUCCAUCAACUAAAUUAAUUUAUGGUUUUUUCCUUGAAAGGAGAGAAAAUUCCAUAAUUCCUCCAAACAUGGGUAAACCCGAGGACGAAAAAGAAAAGCUGGACCCAAUUCCCGGUCCAAUAACCCCCCCAGAAUCCUCAUCGCCUCUGAAACCCCGUGAAUCGUCCACACUAGUCUUCUACGUAAACGGAAAAGAGAUAAUCGACUCGGCGAUAAACCCCGAAUGGACCCUAUUGUACUACCUCCGAACGCGGUUACGACUGACUGGAACAAAGCUCGGUUGUGCCGAGGGCGGUUGUGGUGCGUGCACCGUAAUGCUCUCGAAAUACGACCGGAAAAGGGCCAAGAUAAUCCACCUAGCAGUGAACGCCUGUCUCGCCCCGGUCUGCAGCGUCCACGGUCUGUCAGUUACGACGGUGGAGGGUAUAGGAACGACCAGAAAAAAGCUCCACCCGAUCCAAGAGCGUUUGGCAAAGGCCCAUGGCUCACAGUGCGGCUUCUGCACGCCCGGCAUCAUAAUGUCGAUGUACGCCCUCCUCAGGACGACCCCGAAGCCCUCCAUGCACGACCUGGAGGUCGCUUUCCAGGGUAACCUGUGCAGAUGUACGGGCUAUCGGCCGAUAAUCGAGGGCCUCCGGACCUUCACCGAAGAGUGGGAGCGAUCACAGAUAACGAAGACCCUGGACUCGGGUCAGACAGUCGCCUGCGCAAUGGGUGACGCCUGCUGCAGGCGUCAAUUCACGUCCGAGCCCACGGAAGUUUUCAACUCCAAGGAAUUCACGCCCUACGAUCCCUCCCAGGAGAUCAUCUUCCCACCGAGACUCAAAAUUCGAGACGACCUUGAUCAUGAGUUCCUGGUGAUCAAGGGUAAAGACGUUACGUGGUACCGGCCAACGAACCUCGAAACCCUCUUAACCCUUAAGCAUCAUCAUCCCGAGGCGAAGAUCAUCGUUGGGAACACUGAGGUGGGGGUUGAAACCAAGUUCAAGCACCUCGUAUACCCAAUUCUCAUUCAGCCGACCCAGAUACCGGAGCUCAGGGAGAUCACUUCAGCUCCGGGGUGGGUAAAAAUUGGCGCUAGUGUCACUCUCAUGGAAAUGGAAGAAACUCUGCGCGAGAUCAUACGGACGAGUCCAGAAUACAAAACGAGGAUCUUCUCCGAGAUCAUCAAUAUGGCUCAUUGGUUCGCGGGGAAGCAGAUAAGAAAUGUUGGUGCCGUUGGUGGGAAUAUAAUGACCGGAAGUCCGAUUUCCGAUAUGGUACCGGUUCUGAUGGCGGCCCGAGCGAGACUCAAUCUCUGCAGCUUGAAAAAUGGCCACCGACAGGUCCCCCUGGAUCACACGUUCUUCACGGGUUACCGCAGAAACGUCGUCGGGCCCGAGGAAGUCCUCGUUUCCAUCGAAAUCCCACUCACAAGCCGAUUCCAGUACUUUAUCGCUUACAAGCAAGCGAAGCGGAGGGACGACGACAUCGCCAUCGUCAACAUGGCACUUAAUGUUCUCUUCAAGGAUGGAACGGAUGAGAUUACGGAGGUGCAUAUAGCAUACGGGGGUGUCGCCCCGACGACCAAGUUGGCGGUGAAGACGUGUGAGAAGCUCGUAGGAAAAUCCUGGAAUUCAGAGAUGGUCGAGCUGGCCUACGCGUCUCUGAUCGAAGAAUUUCCAUUACCGGAUUCUGUUCCUGGGGGACAGGUGCUGUACCGCAGGUCCCUGACCCUCAGUCUGUUCUUCAAAGGCUUCAUUCACGUUCUCAAUCGCCUGCAGAUGGACAUUCCUGAUCUUCCGCCGCUACCGGAGCGAAUGUCCUCCGCGGCAGACACCUUCGAAUACAAGGCACCGAAGAGCUCUCAAUACUACCAAGUCGUCCGGAAUGAUCAGGAUCCGAAAGACUUGAUCGGCAGGCCCAUCGUCCAUGCGAGUGCCUUCAAGCAAGCCACUGGUGAGGCGAUCUACUGCGACGACAUUCCCCAGUUCCAGGAGGAGCUGUACAUGGCUUUGGUGAUGUCCACAAGAGCUUACGCAAAACUCCGGAAAGUGGACGCGUCACAAGCCCUAGGAGUUGAGGGAGUCGUCAGGUUCUACUCAGCGAAAGAUAUUUCCGAUCACAACAACUGGGUCGGACCAGUAAUCCACGAUGAGCAGAUAUUUGUGAGCACCACAGUGACGUGUCAGGGUCAGAUCAUCGGGGCAAUUAUCGCAUGUGACCAAGCGACAGCUCAGAAAGCAGCUAGACUGGUGAAAAUUGAAUAUGAGGACUUGGAGCCGGUGAUCGUGAGCAUCGAGGACGCGAUAAAAGUAAAGUCAUUCAUCCAGGGAACUCCCAAGAGCAUCAUAGACGGGGACAUUGACGAGGCUUUCGCAGGGGCUGACCACGUGCUCGAGGGCGAGGUCAGGAUGGGCGGACAGGAGCACUUCUACCUCGAAACCCACGCAGUCCUAGCUGUCCCGAAGGAGACUGACGAGAUCGAGCUGUAUUGCUCUACCCAGCAUCCCUCCGAGAUUCAAAAAUUAGUCGCCCACACCCUUGGCAUCUCAAUAAAUCGCGUGAACGUUAGGGUCAAACGAAUGGGUGGAGGUUUUGGUGGAAAAGAGUCUCGAGGGAUGCUGGUUGCCCUCCCGGCGGCCCUGGCAGCCUGGGAUCUGCAGCGACCGGUCCGCUGCAUGCUCGAUCGGGACGAAGACAUGAUGAUGACCGGUACACGCCAUCCAUUCAUGCACAGGUACAAAGUCGGUUUCACGAAGGAGGGUAAGAUAAAAGGGGCUAAGAUCGACAUCUUCUGCAACGCGGGUUGUUCGAUGGACCUUUCGGUCUCUGUCCUGGAACGAUCGAUGUUCCAUUGUGAGAACGCUUACAAAUUCCCUGUUACCCAAGUAAUUGGCACCGCCUGCCGGACAAAUCUUCCCUCCAACACGGCAUUCCGCGGAUUUGGCGGGCCCCAGGGAAUGUUCGCUGCAGAGAACAUCAUCUGGGACGUCGCCAACUACUUGGGGAUCGAGCCAGCUGAAGUAUCUGAACUGAAUCUUUACAAGGAAGACGAUUUCACUCACUACCAGCAGAAACUCGUCAGAUGUCCACUGGAUCGAUGCUGGCAGCAAUGCCUCGCACAGUCGAAUUAUCACGUUCGUAAAUCAGAGGUUGAUCAGUUCAACAGAGCGAAUCGGUACAGAAAACGCGGGAUCGCAGUCAUACCAACGAAAUUUGGAAUAGCUUUUACGGCUCUUUUUCUCAAUCAAGGAGGUGCCCUGGUGCAUGUCUACACGGAUGGGUCCGUGCUGAUCAGUCACGGGGGGACAGAGAUGGGUCAGGGGUUGCAUACGAAGAUGAUUCAGGUUGCGAGUAGAAUAUUCAAGGUCGAUCCAAAUAAGAUUCACAUAUCGGAAACGGCGACGGACAAGGUCCCGAACACUUCGGCCACAGCUGCCAGUGCCGGGUCGGACCUGAAUGGAAUGGCUGUCAUGAACGCCUGCAACACCAUCAUGGCGAGACUCAAGCCCAUAAUUGAUGCUCACCCUGAUAAGAAGUGGGAGGAAUGGGUGUCGAUCGCCUACUUCGAGAGGAUUAGCUUGAGCGCAAGUGGAUUCUACCGAACCCCUGAUAUCGGUUAUAACUUUGAUAAGAACGAAGGAAUGGCCUUCAACUAUUUUACGUACGGCGUCGCCUGCAGCGAAGUGGAGAUCGAUUGUCUCACGGGGGAUCAUCAAGCCAUCAGGACGGAUAUCGUGAUGGACCUGGGAGAUAGCCUUAAUCCGGCUAUAGAUAUUGGGCAGGUGGAAGGGGGCUUCGUACAGGGGCUCGGGCUGUUCACCCUAGAAGAAAUGAUUUACUCACCCAGUGGGACGGUUUACAGCCGGGGACCUGGAGCCUACAAAAUCCCCGGCUUCACGGAUAUUCCUCAGGAAUUCAAUGUCUCAUUGCUAAAGGACGCGCCAAAUCCUAGAGCUGUUUUUUCGUCCAAAGCCGUCGGGGAACCCCCACUUUUCUUGGCCUCCUCGGUAUUUUUUGCUAUUAAGAACGCCGUCCAGGCGGCGAGGGAUGAAACUAACGCAGGGAGAACUUUUAGGUUCGAUUCUCCAGCUACUUCUGGAAGAAUUAGGACGGCUUGUGAGGAUAACAUUACAGGAAAGUUUCCCAUACCGGAUGUCACGAAAGCUUGGAACAAAGUCGCCUGAACUAGAUAAAUAUCCACGACUAUAUUUUUUUACAAUUGAACAGAGAUUAUUUACAAAAUAAAUUCAGAUGUAUAAUAUAUUAUAAAGAGCUUUAUAAACCUA